GUCCCCCAUAAUCAUUAUGUGACGCAUGCAAAGUGGUCUCAGGAUUCCCAUCUCCAUGAUGCCAGCCAAAAUGUCGCAAAGCGUGGCUGGUCUGUUUUCAAGAGUGAUCACCAGCCAACUCUAGCUUUUGUCUCGACGAACCAGCAGCCAUUGACGAGGUCAGAGACGUCGACAACAGAUUCAAAUCAACCCUUGAUUCAGGAUGUUUGCCGCCCUUUCGCUGAAAGAUAUGGCCGUUGUAUGGAUAUCCUCCAUUACGGUGCUAAUAGCACAGUCCGACUACACCAAAACAGGCUUGCCGGCCCUGAAUCCAAACACAAACCAUUAGUCGCCAUCAAAGUGUACCGAUACAACAUUCUUGACUCGGCAAACCCCCUUUAUCACCCAUCAUAUUGCUCUCCUGACUUGAUAUCCGACCUACAUCCUCACCACCCGAACAUCCUCCCAAUAAUCGAUCUCCUCUACAACGAACGCUCUGAGCUGUGCCUGGUCAUGCCCAUCUGCGCAGGGGGUGACCUCCACGAACUCAUCUCCCACAACGGAGGCCCCAUUCCAACAAACGAAGCCGACUGCAUCAUAGCCCAAGUUUUCCGUGCCCUAUCUUUCCUUCACGAGAAAAAAACUGCGCAUUGCGAUAUCCGAAUGGAAACUAUCCUCCUCACAGAACACGGCUCUGUGAAGCUUGCUGGGUUCGGCGACGGUCAUAUCCGCCGCCUCUGGUCCGAAUGUGCAAUGCCAACGGAAGAAACUUUCCGGCCACGUUCGCAAUCUCACCCAGCUUCGUCCGCAGCGUGGUCGUUCUCCUUGCCGUGGCUUUUCUGUGCUUCCCGGGCUACACCUCCACCUCGGAGCUCGGGCGAUGUGGCACAUUCCACAGCUUCUUUCCCGGGAAUUAGUCUGCCUUAUAUUCCGCCAGAGGCUUUUCAUUCUCCUUCGCACACUGCACUUGCACAUAGAGACCUAUCGGAGGAAGAUGACGAAGACAAUGAUCCCCGCCCGGCAGAUGUUUGGGCAACAGCUAUUAUCUAUGUGGCACUUAUCACUGGUCGUCUGAUUUGGCGCAGUGCUCGUCCACAUCACGAGGAUCCGGUUUAUUUGGAUUACCUCGAUUGUCGUCAUUCGGAAGACGGGUAUCCACCCAUCGAAGCGCUUGGGAAGAGACGACGUAAUGCUAUCUAUGCGAUGCUACACCCCAUAUCACGCAAACGCAUCACUACCACGCAGAUUUUACAAUCUGAGUGGAUUAGCCGGGUAUCAAUAUGUGAGGCUGGGUUAAAGGGAUAUUAA
Penicillium longicatenatum is the source of this 1287-nucleotide messenger RNA. RefSeq lists its product as uncharacterized. The annotation marks the transcript as partial. The transcript has 2 exons. Lineage: Eukaryota; Fungi; Ascomycota; Eurotiomycetes; Eurotiales; Aspergillaceae. Gene Ontology annotation, biological process: intracellular signal transduction; intracellular monoatomic cation homeostasis; protein phosphorylation. Gene Ontology annotation, molecular function: protein serine/threonine kinase activity; ATP binding. The record is from RefSeq and is a predicted model, not a curated record.